GGGGGGGGUUGGUGUGAGGAGCGGCCAACAGCCUAACUGGAGAGUCUGCCGGGGAGAGAGAGGGACGGGAGGACAGUCCGCGGAGGAGAAGGUGCACGGACUAGCGGAGCCACAGUCGGUGGCGAUCGGUACCCCGCGUGUCUGAGCGUCGUCACCCCGCCGCGACGUCGCCCUCUCUCUCUCUCUCUCUCUCUCUCUGCUCUCGAGCCGGAGCGCGUGCAGCGCGGCUGCGGUGGCGCAUUCGCACGUUCGUGUGGUGUGUGUGCGUGUGCCAGCGGUGCGUUACCUCGCCGUGCCCGAUGCCGAGCGAUGGAGGCGGCGAGGCGGCGCUGCGCCAGUGCGAGCUCAUCCAGAACAUGAUCGACAUCUCGCUGUCCAGCCUGCAGGGCCUCCGCACCAAGUGCGCCGCCAGCAACGACCUCACGCAGCAUGAGAUCCGCACGCUGGAGGUGAAACUUAUGAAGUACAUCUGCAAGCAGCUGCACUGCAAGCUGAAGGUUCCGGAGACAGAUCGACCACAGGCCCUGGACACGUACCCACGCGUGGGGGACUGGUUACGCACCAUCAGCCUGAGAUCCGAGCUCAUAGAGGUGCUACCUGUGAAGUUGUCGUUGGAUGCCUUGCUGCAGAUGCCCGGUGCUCAGGUGCGAGAGACCAUGAGGAGCCUGGGAGCCACUGCGGAGGAGUGCGUUAGGCUCUGCGCUGCCCUCUCCUGCUUAAAGAGUGCCACCGAAUCAGGCGAGUGUAAUGAGGACGGGGGCUGCUGGUUUUCUGAACCCACUCGACGUGACAGUGGAGGUCUCACCCCAGCAGACCAGAUCCCUUUACUCGGAAGUCUGACACGCCCUCAUAGCCCCUCCCCUCUUGCCCGGCCUCCUACCACUCCCACCACACCCACCGUGCCCACCACUCCUCUUGUUUCAUGCCUUCACUCACGCCACCUUCCGCCCAACCCUGAAGCCCACAUCUACCACGGCUAUGCGGAGAGCCUGACAGAUCCGAGUCCAUACUACUCAUCUUGGCCUGUCCGAUUGCAUGGACACUCCUCCACCCCACCAAUAACCCCACCCUCAAAGAGGAGGCACCGCCUGAAGCCACCCUGCACACCGCCGCCACCCUCACGCAAGGUACUCCACAUCCUGCCCAAUAUCACGCUGACACGCAGCAAGAGCCACGAGAGCCAACUGGGCAACCGUAUUGAGGACACGCCCAGCAGCAAGUGUGGGAAGAAAAAUAAGCUGUUCCUGAACGUGCAGAUUAACGGCAAUGCUUGUGACGAUUCGCCGUCUCGCUCUCCGCUGCUUUCCACCCGGACGCAUGGCGCUGUGCCAGCUACUGCCCCUUACACCCUGCCUGGGACGCCCACGCUACUGGAGGAACAUGGAGGCCUUAGGAAUAACAUCGCUGUUCAUCGCAGCUCUCCGCAGGCAGUGAGGAGAGACAUUGGCUUGGCUGUCACUCACAGGUUCUCUACCAAGUCGUGGCUCUCGCAGACGUGUCAAGUGUGUCAGAAGAACAUGAUCUUCGGAGUAAAAUGCAAGCACUGUAGGUUAAAGUGUCACAAUAAAUGCACGAAAGAGGCUCCUUCCUGUCGAAUAUCAUUCCUCCCCAUCACAAAGAUCCGGAGGACGGAGUCCGUGCCGUCGGAUAUCAACAACCCUGUGGAUCGACCGGCCGAGGCGCCGCAGUUCGGCACAUUACCAAAGGCAAUAACCAAGAAGGAGUAUCCUCCCGUGCUGAAUCAGCUGGACUCCAGCAGUAACCCCUCGUCCACCACGUCCUCCACCCCGUCAUCUCCCGCCCCGUUCCAACAGAGUAACCCCCCCAGUGCCACCCCACCCCCCAACCCUUCGCCCAAAAACCACCGCGACAACCGUUUUAACUUCCCAGCUGCCUUCUACUUUCAGCAUAGACAGCAGUUUAUCUUCCCCGAUGUGUCCAGUUCCAACACGCCUCACCCGGAAGGUCUACCAGACACCGUGAAUGAGACAGAACCCUCAGAGGAGGAUGUGCAUGCUGAGCUGGCUGAGCAUGAAGACGGAGAAGAAGAAGAGGAAGAUGAGGAUGCGGAAGCAGAGGAGCAUAAAGAUGCGAGUAUAGAGGAGGAAGAAGCGCAGGAGGACGCUAAUCAAGAGGAGGAGGAGGAGGAGGAGGAGGAGGAUGUGAGCUUUGAAGAGACAAACGGCGGAUCAGACUGUGAAGGAGAUGAAGAUGAGCUGGAUGAUCUGCCCAGUGCACGAGGCAGUGGCCCCUGGAAGGGUCCUGUGUCACGCAAGCCCAGCCAGACCAGCGUCUAUCUGCAGGAGUGGGACAUCCCUUUCGAGCAGCUCGACCUGGGUGAGCUGAUUGGGAAGGGUCGCUGGGGACGUGUACACCGGGGCCGCUGGCAUGGCGAGGUGGCCAUUCGCCUGCUCGAGAUCGAUGGCAACAAUCAGGACCACCUCAAACUUUUCAAGAAGGAAGUUAUGAACUACAGGCAGACACGCCAUGAGAAUGUGGUGCUGUUCAUGGGGGCCUGCAUGGCACCACCACAUCUCGCCAUCAUCACCAGCUUCUGCAAAGGCCGAACGUUGUACUCUGUUGUGAGAGACACAAAGAACACGCUAGACAUCAACAAGACGAGACAGAUUGCACAGGAGAUUGUGAAGGGAAUGGGAUACUUGCAUGCGAAAGGCAUCGUUCACAAGGACCUAAAAUCAAAGAAUGUCUUUCACGACACCAACAAAGUGGUCAUUGCUGACUUUGGCCUUUUUGGCAUCUCAGGAGUGGUUCAGGAAGGAAGGCGAGAGAACGAGCUGAAGCUUCCUCACGGCUGGAUUUGCUACCUGGCUCCGGAGAUUGUGCGCAAGAUGAGCCCCGGGAAUGAGGACCGCUUGCCAUUUUCCAAUGCGGCGGAUGUCUAUGCCUUUGGCACUAUUUGGUAUGAAUUGCAAGCGAGGGACUGGCCAAUCACCAACCAGCCAGCUGAGGCCACUAUCUGGCAGGUGGGCAGUGGAGAGGGCAUCAAGAAAGUGCUGACGGAGAUCAGCCUGGGAAAAGAAGUCACGGAGAUCCUGUCAGCCUGCUGGGCAUACGACCUGCGUGAGCGGCCCACCUUCACGCAGCUGGCCGACAUGCUGGAGAAACUGCCCAAGCUCAACCGCAGGCUCUCACACCCUGGACAUUUCUGGAAAUCUGCAGAAAGCUACACUAACAUCUGACAUUGUUUCCGUAUUAAUUAAACAUCAUUUUCUUUUCUUCUGUUAUAACAACCUAACCUCUUGCUUUUCUCUCCUCUGUCUUCUGAAUUUCCUCGUCACUAUCCUCAGGUUGUAGCUGAAACACUAAAGCAAUGCAAAUACAAAAAAAAGCCCUGGAUCUGCCUUUGCAUGCGACCUGAAAUAAACAACUCUUGGACUCUGAGCAGAAACCAUGAUGCACUUUCUGCUCCCGAUGUUCCGACCGUGUGAUCUUCCGCCUUUGCUUGCCGUCCUCGGAGCGCUUAGGCAAUGCACGGAUACUGAGCGAGUCUCUUCUCCGACCGUUUCUGAUUAUUCCUUUUGGAGUGUGCGCUGUCAGCUUCUUUCUCUCUCUCUCUCUCUUUCUCUCUGGACUUAAGAGAUGUAGCGUCUGCCCGGUGGAGUUUUUUCCCUCUCGUGGCAGCCUGUCCUUCCUAGUUUAUAAGUCUCUAAGACACUUCUUUACCUGUUCUACCUUGUGACAGAAUGUGCCGAAACCCUUUUCUUAUUUCUUCCUACACUUUGUAUUUGGAUUCUGCCCCCAACAACGACGUGCACUAUUGCUUCUCCAGAUACACGGGCUCACUCGACACGGCCUCUCUGCACAGACUGACUAUGCUGUCACGUUCUACUCAGUGUAGCGGUGCCCCAUAACUGAUCCACACCAAGUGUCUUUUAAAAGAGCAGGAUGGACAGAAAAACAUAUAUUUCGACUAACCAGAAUGUAGACAAUCAACAAAAACAUGCUGGUGAUAGUAAGGUGAUAUGAAAUAGUCUCCAGUGUGGCACAGUGUGGAUUGAGUGUCUAAAUCAUCACACACUCACCUCAAAAGAUAUUGCUGAGCCAAUAAUACUUUAUACCCACAAGUCUGUAUAAAUAAAUAAACUUAAAUAUCAGAUCACAA
This is a messenger RNA of Silurus meridionalis, 4123 nucleotides long. It is a transcript of the gene ksr1a, whose product is annotated as kinase suppressor of ras 1a. Lineage: Eukaryota; Metazoa; Chordata; Actinopteri; Siluriformes; Siluridae. The transcript is spliced from 20 exons. Gene Ontology annotation, molecular function: protein kinase activity; ATP binding. The coding region runs from base 300 to 3200 and encodes 966 amino acids. Gene Ontology annotation, biological process: protein phosphorylation. The record is from RefSeq and is a predicted model, not a curated record.